CACUACAUAUCAACUGCUCUUUCCGGUUUAGGAUUUUGACCAGCGUGCUUGUUCUCGUCCCGAGCUAAGGCCAUUUGUUAUAAACAAUUAAUUUUUGGCAACUUGCACAAUCAGUGAUUAGCCACAGCACUUCGACAUGUCCACCAAAGCCGAGCUCGCCUGCGUCUACGCCUCCCUCAUCCUCGUCGAUGACGAUGUCGCCGUCACCGGUGAGAAGAUCAACACCAUCCUGAAGGCCGCCAAUGUCGAGGUGGAGCCCUACUGGCCCGGUCUCUUCGCCAAGGCCCUGGAGGGCAUCAACGUCAAGGACCUGAUCACCAACAUCGGAUCCGGAGUUGGUGCCGCCCCCGCCGGUGGUGCUGCCCCCGCUGCCGCCGCCGCUGCUCCAGCCGCCGAGUCCAAGAAGGAGGAGAAGAAGAAGGAGGAGGAGUCCGACCAGUCUGACGACGACAUGGGCUUCGGUCUGUUCGACUAAAUCCUCUAGAACUCUCGACAACCGGACAUCCGUUGUGUUUGUGCUGUAAUCCUCGAGAGGUGGACGUGUGCCCGUGUUUCCCGACCUGCGUACACGUUUUAAUGUACAAAUGUGAGGAAAUAUAGAAGACGUUUGCUAAAAAAUUAUCGAGACUCUCCUUUUCACAACGGUGCAUAAUUAUUUUGGCUUACUGUGUUAUUGGUA
Messenger RNA from Drosophila simulans, 679 nucleotides. RefSeq names its product 60S acidic ribosomal protein P1 (gene RpLP1). Gene Ontology annotation, cellular component: cytosolic large ribosomal subunit; ribosome. The record is from RefSeq and is a predicted model, not a curated record. The coding region runs from base 137 to 475 and encodes 112 amino acids. Gene Ontology annotation, molecular function: protein kinase activator activity; ribonucleoprotein complex binding; structural constituent of ribosome. The transcript has 2 exons. Lineage: Eukaryota; Metazoa; Arthropoda; Insecta; Diptera; Drosophilidae. Gene Ontology annotation, biological process: cytoplasmic translation; translational elongation.